Messenger RNA from Osmerus eperlanus (European smelt), 1618 nucleotides. RefSeq names its product BEN domain containing 5 (gene bend5). The record is from RefSeq and is a predicted model, not a curated record. Bases 53 to 1366 code for a protein of 437 amino acids. Gene Ontology annotation, molecular function: DNA binding. The transcript is spliced from 6 exons. Lineage: Eukaryota; Metazoa; Chordata; Actinopteri; Osmeriformes; Osmeridae. Gene Ontology annotation, biological process: negative regulation of DNA-templated transcription.
UUAUGAGGUAAAACUGUCAACCAUAUCCAAAGUGCAGGACCAAAGAGAAAUAAUGUAUGCUUUCGUUAGGUUCUUGGAAGACGAUAUGUGCUACGCCUUGCCCGUUUCAAAUGUGAAAGAUUUCAGACCUCUGCACAAAACAGAUUUUGAUCAUCAGAAGGUGUAUUUGGUUGACAGAACUGAAGAGAAUGGCUGCGCAGGCCAGCCGUGCAAAGCACAGAUACUUGCCCUUGCAGUAACCAUAGAGGAAUUUGAAAACAGUAUAAUGCAAAAGAAGAUGAAAAUUCCCAAGAUGUCAACGAGGAACUCUGUAGAAAACCACUUUGGAGAGGAACGACAGCCUCUGAGGCAUAAAAAGGCCCAGUCUCAGGACCAGGGCCGGCCCACCUCCACCUCCUCCAGGAGCCUGGCAGCGGUGGUGGCUCGCCUGGAGAGGAACGCAGCCAGCUCCUGCCUGGAGGGAGACGAGGAACUGGAGGAGGAUAGGCUGGCAGAAGAGGAGGAGGACGGGGAGGAGGAGGAGGACGAGGAGGAGAUGGAGGAGAGGACCUGUGGGGCCGGGGAGCUGGGCGGCGGGGGGGAGGUGGCCGUGGUGCCCCGGGUCCUGUACGAGGAGCUGGUCCACAGCUACAGGCAGCAGGAGGAGGAGAUGAGGAGGCUCCAACAGGAGCUGGAGAGGACUCGCAGGCAGCUGGUGCAGCAGGCCAAGAAGCUGAAGGAGUACGGGAGUCUGUUGACAGAGGUCAAGGAGCUGAGGGACUUCAACAGGAGGCUACAGGACGUGCUCCUCAUGAGGCUGGGCAGCGAGCCCAUGCAUGACAACGGCACCCAGACCAUCAAGGCGGAGGUGGUGGAGCCCCUGGUGGAGGCCCAGGAGGUGUGUAGAGAGGAGGCCAACACCAGCUCCACUCACUCCCCCUCCCCCAGGACUGUGUACACCUUCAACGACGGCAAGGUGCACCUAGGCGGAGGGAUCUGGGUGGAAGAGGAGAAAUGGCACCAGCUCCAGAGAACCCAGGGAGACUCUAAGUUCACCAAGAACCUGGCGGUGAUGAUCUGGGGCACGGAGACCCUGAAGAACCGCAGCGUCACCGGGGUGGCCACCAAGAAGAAGAAGGACGCCCUGCCAAAGCCGCCCCUCUCUCCCAGCAAGCUCAAAAUAGUCCGAGAGUGUCUCUACGACCGUGUCUCUCAGGAGACGGCCGACAGCGCAGAGAUCACCCAGCGCUUGUCCAAGGUCAACAAGUACAUCUGCGAGAAGAUCAUGGACAUCAACAAGUCCAUCAAGAACGAGGAGAGGCGGGAGUCCAAGCUACUGAUCCGUCAGACAGUGAAGAUGGAGAACUACAGCUACGACACCAUGUAGUCCUGACCCCUCCCCCAUCCCUGUAGCUCCGCCUCAUCCACAGCGCCCGAGGAAUGGGGGAGGAAGAGGAGGAGGGAGAGUGGUGGUGGUGGUGUGACCUGCUGUGCCAUUGCAAGAGCAGCCCGACCAAUGUCUAUGGGCCCUCCCCUUUCCUCCACAUGCUAUUGGCCCUUCUGGCUGACAAGACAGCUUUACCUACCAAUCCGUGUGGUCAGGGGUGGAGUGUAUUAGUGUGGUCGUAUAGUUUUUUGU